Molecule: messenger RNA, 3092 nt
Organism: Cinclus cinclus
Lineage: Eukaryota; Metazoa; Chordata; Aves; Passeriformes; Cinclidae
Gene: SGTA
Product: small glutamine rich tetratricopeptide repeat co-chaperone alpha
Exons: 11
Coding region: 2084-2911 (275 amino acids)
Biological process (GO): post-translational protein targeting to endoplasmic reticulum membrane
Cellular component (GO): membrane; TRC complex
Molecular function (GO): molecular adaptor activity; protein binding
Source: RefSeq, a predicted model, not a curated record
UCAGAGGGUGAAUCCAGACCUGGAGCAUUCCUGAAGAAUAUCAAAGGGUCAAUCCAGGUCUGGAGAAUUCCUAAAGAGUAUCCAAGAGUGAAUCCAGACCUGGAGAAUUCCUAAAGAAUAUCAAAGGGUGAAUCCAGGUCUGGAGAAUUCCUGAAGAAUAUCAGGAAGCUUCUGGAAUUCUUACCCAUCCUGGCCUCCUCAACACCUCCUUGAUCCUCCAGAACUCACCCUGAGGGACAGCAGCAGCAAAACCCUUUGCCCUUCACUCUGCAAGUCCCCAAUUUCUGUCUCUCCAGGUUAUUUUUUUUGGAAUCCCUUUACCCUUUGAACCCCUAAUUUUUGUCUCUCCAGGUUUUUACUUUUUUUUUGAAUCACUUUACCCUUUGAAUCCCCAAUUUCUGUCUCUCCAGGUUAUUUUUUUUUGGAAUCCCUUUACCCUUUGAACCCCCAAUUUCUCUCUCUCCAGGUUAUUUUUUUUUUGGAAUCCCUUUACCCUUUGAACCCCCAAUUUCUGUCUCUCCAGGUUAUUUUUUUUGGAAUCCCUUUACCCUUUGAAUCCCCAAUUUCUGUCUCUCCAGGUUAUUUUUUUUGGAAUCCUUUACCCUUUGAACCCCUAAUUUCUGUCUCUCCAGGUUUUUACUUUUUUUGGAAUCCCUUUACCCUUUGAAUCCCCAAUUUCUGUCUCUCCAGGUUUUUACUUUUUUUUGGAAUCCCUUUACCCUUUGGAUCCCCAAUUUCUGUCUCUCCAGGUAAUUUUUUUGGAAUCCCUUUACCCUUUGAACCCCUAAUUUCUCUCUCUCCAGGCUUUAAUUUUUUUUGGAAUCCCUUUACCCUUUGAAUCCCCAAUUUCUGUCUCUCCAGGUUAUUUUUUUUGGAAUCCCUUUACCCUUUGAACCCCUAAUUUCUGUCUCUCCAGGUUUUUACUUUUUUUGGAAUCCCUUUACCCUUUGAACCCCUAAUUUCUGUCUCUCCAGGUUUUUACUUUUUUUGGAAUCCCUUUACCCUUUGAACCCCCAAUUUCUCUCUCUCCAGGUUAAUUUUUUUUUGGAAUCCCUUUACCCUUUGAACCCCUAAUUUCUGUCUCUCCAGGUUUUUACUUUUUUUGGAAUCCCUUUACCCUUUGAACCCCUAAUUUCUGUCUCUCCAGGUUUUUACUUUUUUUGGAAUCCCUUUACCCUUUGAACCCCCAAUUUCUCUCUCUCCAGGUUAUUUUUUUUUUGGAAUCCCUUUACCCUUUGAACCCCUAAUUUCUGUCUCUCCAGGUUAUUCUUUUUGGAAUCCCUUUACCCUUUGAACCCCUAAUUUCUGUCUCUCCAGGCUUUUACUUUUUUUUUGGAAUCCCUUUACCCUUUGGAUCCCCAAUUUCUGUGUCUCCAGGUUAUUUUUUUGGAAGCCAGGAGCAGUGGAGCCCGGCCCCUCGCAGCCUCUGUCCCAGCAUGGCAGACCAGAAGCGUCUGGCCUAUUCCAUCAUCCAGUUCCUGCACACCCAACUCCAGAGUGGGAGCAUGUCCCCAGAUGCUCAGGAGAGUUUGGAAGGUGUGUGGGUGGAUCUGGCUCUGUCACGACAAAAUUUGGGAGAAUUUGGGUGUUGUUUUCCUAUUUGUUUUUUUUUUUUGUUUUUUUUGUUUUUUUUUUUUUUUUUUGCUCCCGGUGCUGAACCUUGCUGGAAUUUUGGUGUGGAUUUUUUUCCUUUUGGGAGUUACCCAGGGAUGCUUGGUGGCUGGGCUGGUUUCUGAUCUCUUCCAAGAGCAGCUUAGCUGGAGGCAGGGGUGUACCUGGGCUCCAAAGCCUCCCUGAUCCCUGCUUGGGGACUUAGAGGCUUCAUCCUCUGGGAUGAAGAGCAGAGGAGGCAGAGCCAGGAGGGUUCUGUGGGGUGGGAAAUGGGAAUUCCCGUGGUUCCAGGGAAGCUUUUUGUGCUCCUUGGGUUGUUUUUUUUUUUUAAUCUCUCCUCCUCCCCAAAAUGCCAUCCCCCAGUGUUUUUCCAGACCUUUCCAAAAGGCAAGGAGAGAACAUGGAUCUUUAAUGGUCUCCUUAAGGAGCUUAAGUGGCCAUCCAGUGCCUGGAAACAGCAUUUGGGGUCUCCAUGGAAGACCAAGGGCUGGCUGUGUCCCAGACCCUUCCCGAAAUAUUUGAAGCUGUGGCAGGGAAGGAGCUGGAGCACUCCAGAACGAACUCAGAGCCCGUCACCCCCUCAGAAGAUGACGUGGCUGAAGCUGAAAGACUCAAGACUGAAGGAAACGACCAAAUGAAGGCAGAAAACUUCGAGGCUGCCGUGUCUUUUUAUGGAAAAGCCAUCGAGUUAAACCCAGCCAAUGCUGUUUAUUUCUGCAACAGAGCUGCUGCCUACAGCAAACUGGGGAAUUACGCGGGAGCCGUGCGGGACUGCGAGCGCGCCAUCGGCAUCGACCCCGGCUACAGCAAAGCCUACGGCAGGAUGGGCUUGGCCCUCUCCAGCCUGAACAAACACACGGAGGCCGUUGUUUACUACAGGAAAGCUCUGGAGCUGGACCCUGACAACGGCACCUACAGAAGUAACCUGCAAAUAGCGGAGCAGAAAAUGAGGGACACGCCCAGUCCCACCGGCGGCCCCGGAGGCUUCGACCUGGCGGGAUUGCUGAACAACCCUGGCUUCAUGAGCAUGGCCUCAAACCUCAUGAACAACCCCCAAGUACAGCAGCUAAUGUCCGGGAUGAUCUCGGGAGGUCACAACGCCAUGGGAGGGGCCGGGAGCAGCCCCUCCACCAACGACCUGGCCAGCCUGAUCCAGGCUUUGCUCAGCAGAUGCAGCAGCAGAACCCCGAGCUCAUCGAGCAACUCCGCAGCCAAAUCCGCAGCCGGACCCCGAGCGCCAGCAACGAGGAGCAGCAGGAGUGAGUUUUCCCUUUGGGAGCCACUUCCAAGAAGUGUUUGAAUCCCUGCUCGUCCCCGGCCUGAAAUUCCUGGGAUUUUCCAACUUCUGGGAAUGAAGAUUUUGCUCCAAAUCUGGGAAUUUUUUUUUUUUUUUUGGGAAUUUCGCUGCUCCCCUCUCCAAGGAUUCCUGGGGGAAUUCAGGACUGAACUUUCCCCCCCCCCUCCUCCCCCCAAAACAUUUU